AUGGCCUGGGGAAAGUCCAAAACCGAUGCGCGCCCCUCGACUUUAAGCACCAUCCUUCCCCUCGUAACUGUCCUCCUCUUCCUCGGCGGCACCGCCUGGGUCAUCUACCAGAUCUGGCUAGGCGUCAAGAAGAUCGAGCAGCAGGCAUCGGACCACAUGGCGAAAAAGAAUGUCGUCUUCACCAAGGACGGGAUGCGCGUUAGCGUCAAACACGUCGAAGAGGAGAAGUACGUCGACAGGACGCAAAGCUGGGUCGUCAAGGCGUGGAAUUUGGGGUCCGGGUCCGGUGGGUCGACGACGGACAAGAAGGGGAAAUGA
Messenger RNA from Pseudomassariella vexata, 318 nucleotides. RefSeq lists its product as uncharacterized. Bases 1 to 318 code for a protein of 105 amino acids. The record is from RefSeq and is a predicted model, not a curated record. The transcript has 2 exons. NCBI's taxonomy places the organism in Eukaryota, Fungi, Ascomycota, Sordariomycetes, Amphisphaeriales, Pseudomassariaceae.